AUGCUCAGUGAAGAGACGCAACAGCUGUUUCAGGCGGCGAAGCAGGCGCAAGUGACCCGCAAUGAGGCAGUCCAUAUCAUCAUGUCGGAUGGCGCCUACAACGUCCUGCACGGCGCAUUCAUUCGCGUCCUAUUAGAGCUGCAAGACCACCGCGAGGACUAUAUCGUAGCUCGUGUGGGUGCCAUUACCACUGGGGACGUGUACAGCGGCUUCUCCACCAACCCUGCCAUCCGAACUGAUAAGUACCUGAUGUUGGCGCUACCAGUCUCUCUUGCAGUUAUCAAUGGAACGCGGUAUCAGCUAAACAGCAUCAGCAACUCCACAAUGACAGAGGCGGAGUUUGUGCACUGGUUAGAAAUGAUGCCGUCGGGGCAUUCCGCUGGAAGCUUGUCUCACAUUAUGGGUGAUGCUGGAGAUCCGGUAAUGAGCUUAGCGAAACCGACGUGUCAGGAGCUCAUCGGCAUCGCUGAACGCAUCCGUACGGUGGUUGGUAGAGCUCGGCAUGGCCACGCUGGGAACCGAGCACGGCGGCCGAGUCAAGUGCACGCGGUGCGGGCGCCGAGCGUCCAUGAGACACCGCGAGCCCUGUCUGCGCGUCAUCAUAGGAACAGCACGGCCCCCGAUGUGGGCACCAUGUUCCCCGCGUACAGCGAACUUGCGGGGGGCGAUCCGGGGUUUGGCAACGGUGGUGAUGGCGGCGGCGGUGGCAUGGCGCGCUUCUCGCGGCAGGGCACUGCGACUGCACUGAACGCCAACAGCAACAGCAACAUAUUCGGAGGUGCGGGCGGUGGCGCACAGCAUCCCCCGCUCUUCCGCGGCACCGUGUCACCGCGGCCUGCGUCGGCGGGGGCCGGUGCUGCGCCUGAGUUGGCAACACCGGAGCGGGAUUAUGACCUGCCAACACGCCGCCAGGUGCGGCAGGAUGUAAUCAACAAGAUGAGCCAGCGCAGCGUCCUAUUCCCACUUAACAUCAACGAGCUGAAGGUCUCACAGCUGCGGCUUACGGAGCGCGAUAUGAUUGAGUACCUGGAGCAUGUGCGCGAGGCCGUUUCCAGCAAGCAGGAGAACUGUGUCGUGUGUAUGGAUCACGUACCGACAGUUAUCUCGCUUCCGUGUCGUCACAAGGUGCUGUGUCGGCUUUGUGCCUCAUCCGUGAAUACAUGCCCUGUUUGCCGUAGUCAGCUGUUCGAAUUGUUUGAGCCGAAGGAGAUCUGA
Messenger RNA from Trypanosoma grayi, 1215 nucleotides. RefSeq lists its product as hypothetical. Gene Ontology annotation, biological process: ubiquitin-dependent protein catabolic process; protein ubiquitination. The record is from RefSeq and is a predicted model, not a curated record. The transcript has a single exon. Bases 1 to 1215 code for a protein of 404 amino acids. Gene Ontology annotation, molecular function: ubiquitin protein ligase activity; DNA binding. NCBI's taxonomy places the organism in Eukaryota, Euglenozoa, Kinetoplastea, Trypanosomatida, Trypanosomatidae.